Messenger RNA from Sceloporus undulatus (fence lizard), 3325 nucleotides. It is a transcript of the gene LYPLA1, whose product is annotated as lysophospholipase 1. The coding region runs from base 30 to 548 and encodes 172 amino acids. Gene Ontology annotation, molecular function: carboxylic ester hydrolase activity; palmitoyl-(protein) hydrolase activity. Lineage: Eukaryota; Metazoa; Chordata; Lepidosauria; Squamata; Phrynosomatidae. The record is from RefSeq and is a predicted model, not a curated record. Gene Ontology annotation, biological process: protein depalmitoylation. The transcript is spliced from 6 exons. Gene Ontology annotation, cellular component: cytoplasm.
CUUUUCUUCCUCUAAUUUUUAGACCAGUUAUGCCAGUUUCUCUAAACAUGAAUAUGGCCAUGCCUUCUUGGUUUGAUAUUAUUGGACUCGCUCCAGAUUCACAGGAGGAUGAAGCUGGGAUCAAGCAGGCAUCAGAGAAUGUGAAAACACUUAUUGAGCAAGAAGUAAGAAAUGGAAUACCUUCAAACAGAAUAAUUUUGGGAGGAUUUUCUCAGGGAGGAGCUUUAUCAUUGUACACAGACCUCACAACACAUCAGAAAUUAGGGGGCAUUGUAGCACUCAGCUGCUGGCUUCCAUUGCGAUCUUCUUUUCCACAGGGCCCUAUCAAUUGUGUCAACAAAGACACUCCCAUUCUCCAGUGCCAUGGUGACCGUGAUCCUUUAGUCCCAUUAAUGUUUGGUUCUGUCACUUCUGAGACACUAAAGUCUAUGAUAAAUCCUGGCAACGUAACUUUCAAGACAUAUUCAGGCAUGAUGCAUAGCUCAUGUAUUGAGGAAAUGAUGGAUGUGAAGCAGUUCAUCGACAAGCACCUACCUCCAGUUGACUGAAACUGUGUAAGCCUUGUUAAAUCACCAGUAUCAUCUGUAAUAGAUAUUCCCCCCUCCCCCCGCAGUCAUUUCUAAAGUAUCUCUGUGCUUACAGUGUUAACUGUAUUGCAAAGAGUAGAUAGUAUACCUUCAAGAGAAAUGAUGCUCUUUUUAAAUUUCACUGGCUGUAAUCUAGAUAUAUGGCAGAGGAAUGUUGGGAUACUCUUUCAGUGUGCUCCAAAUUUAAAAUUGUCUAUUGAUAACAGAAGACCCCUUAUUUUAAAUACAGUAAUUGUAUAAAUGACAACAAUUUUUGUUCAAGACUUUCUAUAUUACUGCUUGCAAAAAUGACACUGAAUAUUACACAUAUAGUAUGCAGUGUGUAAAACACAAUUAAGUGUGCAAUGGUAGAAGUAGUAGUCUUAACAUAUUGGUAUAUCAUAGCCCAAAUGCCGUGACAAAGGCAAAAAAUUUUAUAGUGUGUGCAAGAAAAUAUUGUCAUCAAGUCUUUACUCCUAUGCAUUUUGAAUUCUAUGAUUAUCUCAUUAAGCGUGUCCCAGGAUACUUUGCAACUUUGAGGAGUCAGAUCUCAAGAUAGAAGAUCUCUAGACUAUUUAGACUCAGCUUUUUUUAUUAAGAUGAAUAUAAAGAACACAGAAAAGAUAUACAAAACUUUGACUAUAUUGAAAAUCCAUGCCAUUAUAACUCCUAGUGGAUUGAAAAAUACAUGUUCUUAGAUCUUUUCUUGAGCAGUCUGGUAAACUAGUUACUUGAGAAAUUAUAACCAUUAAGGAAACAUUGUGUACAUAUAGUGAAACAUUUGUCUUGAAUUGUUUUUCUCUACUUCAGAGAAAUCAGGACUGGGACUGUAAGUACACAAGCACUCAUACAGUAGACCAGUGCAUUCACAUACAUGAAAUCAAUAUGAUUUAUCAGCUCACAUAACUGUAUCUUAUUGGAUGAUACAAUGUUUUUUUUGUUAACAUCUAAGGAUCAAAGCAGAAAAAUGGAUUUUCCACCAGGGUACCAAAUUACAAGCACUAGCAAAUGUCUGAGGGGGAAAAUUGCCUCAAAAUAUGCCUGAUUCAAUAAACCUGUAACAUGUAUAAUGGAAACUGCGGAAUUCAACAAUUGGAUUUGUAAAUGUGGUGAACUGCAAAUAUGUGAGGAAAUAUGUAUAUGUUCCCUCCCGUUUAGUCCAUUAUCAUGAUCAUGCUAUGUUGUUGAUAGAGGUUACAUUGCCAGUGAAAUCCUAGAAGUACUAUUUCUUGGUUUCUUCCUUUUUUUAUCCACAUGAUUUUAUUUUUCAAAGCAUAGGCAUGUGGUUUGAUCUCAGUCACUUGCAGUCAAAGCAAGCAAUUAAUUAGUAGAAACUGCAGUCAAAGUUGCUCAAAAAUGUUUCUGAUUUGAUCUUGUCAACAGCACUUUUUGUAUCUGUGUUGUGGUUUCGCACUGCUUUGUAUGUCACAUUUCUUAACCCUUUCUUUAGCCUAUCAGACUGGGAGCCAUCAAUGUACCAGCAAAAUUAAGCAGCAAAAGUAUUCAUGAACUGGACCACUUGAAGUUGCUAGCUGAAGAAUCACAUUUUAGCAUCCCUGCCUAUCUUAAAAUGACAUUCUUUGCCCAUACAAUUAUAACAGGGAAGUUUCAGCCUAGCUCCUUCUGAAACUCUGAUUUUCUGUGUGUUGGGAGGGAGAGGUUGAACAGAGAAAUAAAGCAUGCAACCUCCUCUUUUAGUAGUUUAAAGCAUUGCCAUUCAAGAAUAUACAAUACAUGGUUCUAAAGAGAAGGUUACACUUGGAAGCAGUAAACACUUUUAAUCCUUUACUCUAAUACUUAUAUGCUGGGGACCUCUGCAAGAGUCUGUAUAAAAUGAUUUGAAUAUGGAAGCCUUGUGACUUUUCUCAAUAUUCAUCCUGUGUUCACUGGAAAAUAGUUUUAUAUAUAAAUUAACUCCCAGAAGAAUGUAAACUAGCAGCAUUCCACCAAGUUCUCAAAACUAUCUUAAGUGAAGAUAGUCAAGUGACAAUGUCUUAUGGAGUUACUGCAUAGAUCAGAUUUUCUCUUAAUAAAUAGAACUGCAAGGGGACGUUUGGACUUACUAUAAUAAUACCAUAGUUGACUUAAAUAAUUUGUGUGAAACUACUGAAAUCAACCUGGUGGUAAUCAAACAAGAAUUUAGUUCACUUUAAAAUUUAGUAUCUAACAUUCUGCCAAAAAUCAAAAUUUGCUAUUCAGUAUUAAACUACUUUUAAUUGAAAUAUUGUGUGAAAUACUUACUUGCCAAUUUGCUGAUAAAUAGUAAUUAUAUUGUGUAUCACGGCACAAUGCUGUAACAAAGGCAAAACUAAUGGUUUAUUAGGAUUUUUGCUGACAGGAUGUAGCCUUUAGUUUUUCCUGAAGUAUUGUAUAAUGUUCAAUACAGUGAAUUGCAGAAGGAGUAUUGUACUCUGUAACUUGUAUUUUAGAUCUGUUAAUUAAUGUUUGCCUUAGUGAAGUGCAUUGCACUUCAUUAAACUGCAAAAUGCAUCUUUUUUAUAAAUAGGUGCUAUUGACUGUCAAAUAUAAUUGUAAGAAUGUAUGUAUAGGAAGUUAAUGAAGCCAUAUAUUGGGGCCGCAAUGUUUUAUAAACAACUUUAAUUUGGCUUUCCUUUAUCCUCAGUUCUAGAAAUCCAUAGUCAAGAUUAUAUCUUGAUUUUAUAAUAUUUGUUAGUGGUAAGAAAUCUAUUGUUGAAAUGGCUUUCUUGUAGCUGAAAACUGUAACUGCUCUUACUGUGAAAUAAAUUCUGAACAAUCAA